Messenger RNA from Rubroshorea leprosula, 1700 nucleotides. The record is from the annotation of a GenBank genome assembly. Lineage: Eukaryota; Viridiplantae; Streptophyta; Magnoliopsida; Malvales; Dipterocarpaceae.
CUUAACAACCAAAAAUGAUUUGUUUUAUAAGCAAGAAAUCCCCUUUACAUCUCAUCAUUCUAGUAGUAGUUCUUAGUUCAGCAGCCCAAAUUAGAGCUGCGGCUGAUUCCCCUACUCCAGUACUCACCCGCACUGGUUUUGGUGAUGAUUUCAUAUUUGGAACGGCAUCCUCAGCUUAUCAGUAUGAAGGUGCAGCUAGUGAAGGAGGCAAAGCGCCCAGUAUAUGGGACACUUACACUCAUAACCAUCCAGAGAGGAUUAUGGAUGGCAGUAAUGGAGAUGUAGCAGAUGAUUCAUAUCACCGCUACAAGGAAGAUGUUGAAAUUAUGAAGGAAAUGGGCCUAGAUGCCUACAGAUUCUCAAUCUCAUGGUCUAGAAUUUUGCCAAAUGGAAAGGUAAGUGGUGGUGUGAACGAAGAAGGAAUUAAAUACUACAACAACCUCAUCAAUGAGCUCCUCUCCAAUGGUAUAGAGCCUUAUGUGACCCUAUUCCAUUGGGAUCUUCCCCAAGCCUUAGAAGAUGAAUAUGGUGGUUUCUUAAGUCAUAAGAUUGUGGAUGAUUUUGUGGCUUAUUCAGAGGUGUGCUUCAAGGAAUUUGGUGACAGGGUAAAGCAUUGGAUCACCCUGAAUGAGCCAUGGAGCUUCAGCAAUUUGGGCUACACAAAUGGAAGUUUGGCUCCGGGACGUUGUUCUGAAUGGCAGCAACUUAACUGCACUGGUGGAGAUUCAGGAACAGAACCAUACCUGGUUUCACACCACCAGCUUCUUGCUCAUGCAGAAGCUGUAAAUUUGUACAGGCAAAAAUACCAGGAAACUCAAAAGGGCAUAAUCGGGAUCACACUGACUUCACAUUGGUUUGUGCCACUUUCGAAUUCAAAGCAUGACCAAGAGGCCGCUCAACGAGCUCUUGAUUUUAUGUUUGGAUGGUUUAUGGACCCGAUAACAAAAGGUCAUUAUCCAGACUGCAUGCAAUCCCUUGUUGGAGACCGUUUACCUAAAUUCACCAAAGAACAGUCAGAAAGGCUGAAAGGAUCAUUUGAUUUCCUUGGAUUAAACUACUAUACUGCAAACUAUGCUGCUGAUUCACCUAAGGUUAAUGCUUCCAGGCCUAGCUACUCUACAGAUUCUCGAGCCAAUCUUUCUACCGAGCGUGAUGGGGUCCCAAUUGGUCCAGGGACUGCUUCCAGUUGGCUCCAUGUGUACCCAGAAGGAUUUUACAAUCUUUUAAUGUACAUCAAGAACAAGUAUGAUAAUCCUCUAAUUUAUAUAACCGAGAAUGGGGUGGACGAGAUGGAUGAUCCAUCUUUACCGCUAGAGAAAGCCCUCAUUGACGAUCACAGGAUUAACUACCACUUUCAACACCUUUCUUUCCUUCAAGCUGCCAUCCGGGGUGGUGUGAAAGUGAAGGGAUACUUUGCGUGGUCAUUACUGGACAAUUUUGAAUGGGCUAAUGGCUAUACAGCGCGAUUCGGCAUAUACUAUGUAGAUUAUAGAAAUGGAUUGAAAAGAUAUCCCAAGCUUUCUGCUCACUGGUUUAAGAAUUUUCUGAAACAACAAAAAGUAUCUAUUGUGUCACAGGGACAUGUUUCUCAAGCCAACAAAAAAUUGACGACUCAUCAACUUUGUUGGCUACCUUGUUUCUUAAGGUAGAAUUUCCGGAGUUAUUUGUUUUAUGAUGAUCAAUAAAUCAUUCGUUGGAAU